GGCCAAAAGGCUCAACAUAAAAGAGAAAGAAACCAAAAAGCAAACGGAGCAAAAAAUGCAAGCAGUCAAUUGAAAGUUAAUGAAGCAGCAAGGACUGUGAUUUGUCAAGUUUGUCGUAAUACUUUUUUAUGUACUAUAAGAGCUAAAGCAUUAUCUGAACAUGCUGAAAAUAAACAUAGCAAAAGGUUAGAAGAAUGUUUUCCUGGAUUUGUUGAAACUCAAAAAAAUUGA
Entrophospora candida is the source of this 231-nucleotide messenger RNA. Lineage: Eukaryota; Fungi; Glomeromycota; Glomeromycetes; Entrophosporales; Entrophosporaceae. The record is from the annotation of a GenBank genome assembly.